AUCGUAAUCAGUCCACCCGAAAUUUCCUAUAGUUGCUUCUUCCCUUCCCCGCCGCAGAACCCUAGCCUCCGCCCCCGAUCCGUCGAAACCCUAGCCCCAUAUCGCCGUCGCAUGGCGUCCCGGGGAGCCUACGGCUAUGACUACGGCGGCGGCUUCGGCGCCGGGGGCAAGAUCCGCCGCCGCCCUCCCUCCCGCGCCGCCGCCGCUUCACCCUACGCGCGCCCCGCCCCCGCCCCGGCUCCCGCCGCGGCGGCAGCGUCGCAGGGGGGUGGGUGGCUCUCCCGGAUCAUUGCCGCCGGCGCGUCGCGCCUCCUUCCCUCCUUGUUCCGCAAGCCGCCGCCUCAGCUCGCUGCGCCACCCCCGCAGCCGGAACUGCUCGACGCGCCGCCGGAGCGGUCGGAGGCCUCGCACGACCUGCAACCGUUGCGGCUGGAGCCGCUCGACGUGCCGCCUUCGCCACUGCCCCCACCGUUAGAGGAUGACCUUCCAGAAAGUGAAGAAAAUGAUGGAGCGAUUGCCAAUAAUCUGUUUACUAAAAAUACUGAAAGUUCUGCCAAGGAUGGUGAAGAACACAUGCUAAGAAAUUCUGAUGACAGUGGUGCUAUGCAUCUUGAAGAAUUAUUGAAGCAGAGCACUUUCACAAGGAGUGAAUUUGAAUAUUUGACCGAGUUGUUGUGGUCUAGAACUAUUGGAUCAAAUUCAUUGAAGCCAGAAGAUAGUAACAUAAAGAAAAUGCAUGUUUCUGAGAAGGAAAAUGGAUCCAGACACUCCAACAUACCUGUUGAUUUCUCCAUUAGGUCAUACAGUGUUGCUCAGGAUCAAGUUGCUUCACCUGCAGAAAUCGCAAAGGCAUAUAUGGGUUCAAAAUCUUCUAAGGGGUCCCCUCUACGCCUUAGAUUGCAUGAUCCCUCCUCUCUGCCUAUCAAAUCAAUAGAAGCUAAUAUGAUACAAAAAGCUAAACCUCCCACCAUCCCACUUUUCCAAGGCUCAAGAUUGCAUACUUCCAAAAUUUCUGAUUGUCUUGAAAGCAACUUUGCGACCCCGAAUAGAUCGGCAAUCUACAAAAUGUCAUCAUCUCCUUAUUUUAAGAGUGCUGCUUCUUCAAAGGAUUUAUUUGGUACUGUAUCAUCAUCUUAUCGGACACCGAGUAGUGUCCAUACUUUCGGCAGGCAGGUCUUGAAGAGAAAGAGUACUGCUGUCAACAAUGAGACUGUAUCUAUUGGUCCCAUACGUAAAAUGCACCAAAGAUAUAACAGAACAUCGCCACUGUUGGAAACACGGCCAGGUCACCGUGGACACUUUCGGGGUCAUGGAAGCAUACUUAAUGAAGAUUCUGAACAUUCGGCACAAACUCAAAAGCGUCGCUGUCUGGAUAAAGUUGGUGAUGCUGUUCUAGGUGGCUUAGAUGACAGAGCUCAUGCGAACAGUUUUGCUCAGGCUCCUGUGCAGUCAGCUGAGAUGGCUGCCAAGAUACUGAAGCAGCUUGAUACAUUAGUUCCUUCACAGAAGGAAGACACACCAGAAAUAAAGCAGAAACAUGGGAAUGCCAUGGAUGUUGGGAAUCUUGUUUCUCGAAAAAGGGAAGUAUCAACACAGAGUAAUCUUUUGGAACCUUCUCCAUCAGGAGUUAAGGAGUAUUCCUUACUUAAUGGCAUUAAUGGUACUGCGAAGUUUACCCCGGCUGCAGUAACUGAAAAGAGUGUUGAUGCUACAUCAAACACAUCUGUUGGCUUGAUGAGUAAAUCAAUCUCUAAAAUUACUUCACCCAAGGACAAGCCUCCAACAUUUUCUUUAAGAAGCCAUGCUCCUUCUAAUCUGGUAUUAUCUAGUGAAAUUGACCGAAACAAAAUGCCAAUAACAUCAAAUGGCUUCACCUUCCCUGUCCCAGCUGUUCUUGGUGCCCACUCGCAGGCUCCUCCAACACCUACAAUGGCAUCUCCGCCUAUACUACCUGUUGAGAAGCAGCAGCCUUCUCCAGUAUCCAGUGCUUCAGUUACUUCUGUGGAAAAUGGUCCCAGGAUUUUGAAAUCAGUUUCAGAAGAAGAAUCAAUUGCGCAGAAAUGUGAUAAGAAGUUGAAUGCAGAUGAAAAACCAGUGUCUUCUAAGAAUUCUGGGCAAGUUGCAUCUUUCACCUGUAACCCUGUCUUUAAGCUUGGCAAUUCAAAGCCUACAACCUUAUGCAAUGGCCCUGAACAUACAUCGAACUCUACUGCCUCUGCUGUACUACCUGGUAAUGGAUCAAUGAACUCCGCUUCGUUUCCAAGUGCUGGCUUUUCUACCAUCUCAACGAACUCAGCUUCAAAGUCUACACAGAACAGUUCAACUGGAGGCAGUUUCACUUUCUCCAAUACUGGUACAGGUAGUUUACCGGCAGCCUCAAGUAUGUUUGCUGGCACAAGUUCUCAAUCUGUUGCGGCACCGUCAUUGGCAUCUUCUGGUAAAGGAAGCGGCAGUACCCCUUUCCGUUUCUCUCCACUGUUUGGGACUGCAUGUUCUUCAGCUGCUCAGGACAAAUCCAAAGCAGUAAGCAGCAGCACCCCUUUUACAUUCUCCCAGAAGUUUGGCACUACGAGUUCUUCAGAUACUCAGGACAAAUCCAAUGCCGUAAGCAGCAGUACCCCUUUUAGUUUCUCCCAGCAGUUUGGCACUGCAAGUAAUUCCGCUGCUCAGGAUAUAUCCAAGGCAGCCUCUCCUGAACCAACAAUUUUUUCUGGAAACAAGCAUGCCCAAUCAGGAAAUAGCAAUUCACUGUUCACACAGAGUUCAACGAAUAAUUUGGGCUUCAAAUCUUCAGAAAUGUCAAAUUGUGGGAGCUCGCAAAGUUUGGCAGGUUCACCAGUUGGUUCAACACCUUUGGUUUCUAGUCCGUUCAAUUCAAACUCUGUGUUUUCUUUGGCAGCUGGUUCUGGUUCUACUUCUGCGGCUGCAACUGCUCCACCAUUUUCUCCUGCUAUAAGCUCUGCUUUUGGAUCCAAUCCAGCAUUCUCAGCAUCACCAAUAUUUGGCAGCAAAUUGACUACAACUGCUACACCCUCGUUCGGUUUGCCGAAUACUAGUCCUGCUACUUCACCUUUUAGCUCAACCUCAAGCGCUGUGUUCUCAUUCACUGCAGCUACUCCAAUACCAAAUUCGUCACCCACAACACCAGUAUUUGGUGGAGUGAGCCCAACUGUUAGUUUAACUCAGAUGAAUGGAGGGAACAUGAUUGCAGACAAGAACGAGUCCCCUUUACCUACAGCUUCACCAUUUGGCAUGCCAAGCAGCUCACCCUCAACUCCACUUUUCAGUUCGCCUGCAACUCAGUUUGCCUCAACUACGUCAGCCUCACCUGACAUUUUCCAAUUUGGCCAGCAGAGUCAAGCUUCUUCAGGUGGAUUUUCAAUGGGUACCGGCGGUGGCAACGAGAAGUCUGGCAGAAGAAUUAUCAGAGUUAAGCGAAAGAAAUAGGGCACUUCAUGUUAUUUUAAUUGCAUGAGAACAAGCAGCCAGCCUGGCCGUGGCCACCCUGCAGUGCAAAUUGCUCUGGCUUUCAGGGCUGAGGAGGUCGGCACGUACAAUUUUCUUGUUUCUUUUCUUAUUACCAGGAGUGUUUGGCUGAGAUGGCAAUGCGAUGCCAGUUUUCUUUUACUGAUCUCAAUUUUGAAACAGUAACUACAGCGGAGGUCACCCAUUCUGUCAAGAAAUGAUAUUGUUGUAUGAUUUAUCCUCAUAACGGAAUUUGUUCAUCAAUGUCAAGUGUAUUACAUCUGUUCGGCCAUUGAUUCCUCCAUAUUUUUUUGUGGAACAGAAUUCACUUUCUGCCUAAGUACGAGGUGGAUGCCA
Messenger RNA from Phragmites australis (common reed), 3822 nucleotides. Its product is annotated as nuclear pore complex protein NUP1-like. Gene Ontology annotation, cellular component: nuclear envelope. Gene Ontology annotation, biological process: nuclear membrane organization. The transcript has 8 exons. The record is from RefSeq and is a predicted model, not a curated record. NCBI's taxonomy places the organism in Eukaryota, Viridiplantae, Streptophyta, Magnoliopsida, Poales, Poaceae. Bases 112 to 3447 code for a protein of 1111 amino acids.